AUUCGUCAUGCUUGUUUUAGUAUUGGGAGAUUUACACAUUCCACACAGAUGUAGUAGCCUUCCAAGUAGAUUUAAAAAAUUGUUAGUGCCAGGUAGAAUACAACAUAUUUUAUGUACUGGUAAUCUUUGUACAAAAGAAUCAUAUGAUUACUUGAAAACAUUAGCUAGUGAUGUACAUGUCGUUAGAGGAGAUUUUGAUGAGAAUUUAAACUAUCCAGAACAAAAAGUAGUCACUGUUGGUCAAUUUAGAAUAGGGUUGUCACAUGGACAUCAAGUGGUACCUUGGGGAGAUCCAGAAUCAUUAGCUUUAAUUCAAAGACAAUUAGAUGUUGAUAUUUUGAUAUCAGGUCAUACACAUAAAUUUGAAGCAUAUGAGCAUGAAAAUAAAUUUUAUAUUAAUCCUGGUUCAGCCACGGGAGCAUAUAAUCCUCUUGACACAUCAGUUAUCCCAUCAUUUGUUCUUAUGGAUAUUCAAAGUUCAACAGUUGUAACUUAUGUCUAUCAACUUGUGGGUGAUGAUGUAAAAGUUGAAAGAAUUGAAUAUAAAAAGAAUUGA
Eufriesea mexicana is the source of this 556-nucleotide messenger RNA. It is a transcript of the gene Vps29, whose product is annotated as vacuolar protein sorting 29. The transcript has 4 exons. Lineage: Eukaryota; Metazoa; Arthropoda; Insecta; Hymenoptera; Apidae. The coding region runs from base 8 to 556 and encodes 182 amino acids. The record is from RefSeq and is a predicted model, not a curated record. Gene Ontology annotation, cellular component: retromer complex. Gene Ontology annotation, biological process: retrograde transport, endosome to Golgi.